GAGCAGCCUCUAAGCUCGGCUUUUAGAUGCUCUCCCUUUCACCUUCCCUUUCCGGCUUUUUCUCUCUUUCAACUUCUGCUUCUUUUUCAAGUCUGCUUCUUGCAUUAUGCUUCGUGUUUCCGCUCUCUCUCUCUGAUCUCCAUAUCUGCAUCUCGAUCCGCUUCUUCAAACACCAAUCCUCGCUCUUACAACUACUUUGUAAAAGACCCAGAUUUUUUUUUUCUUUGACACUGGGGCUUCAAAGUUCUUGCCUUUGGAGGUGCCUUUUGACAAGCUAUUGAGAGAGUUUUUUUACUCUGAAUUUAGGAGCAUAACCUACCAUGUCUGAUCGUGUUGUACAAUCUUAUGAUAAUAGCAAUCGAAUGACUGGGAAAGCUGCGCAUCCUUACCAAUCUGCUUGGAUGGCUCAUUGGAUGCGCACAAGCUGCAAAUCAGCAAACCGAGGUUGUAGUCAAUUAUCAGUUUGCUAUGAAUCCCAUGAAGACAAUCAUGAUGCAAGGCAGCAUCACCUCCUUAGUGGGACAGAGAUAGUGGAUAGUAGUUCUAAAUAUGCAAAAGGAUUUAGUGAAGUUAAUAAAGGAAAAACAGUCAAUAUCAGCAAUGAAAGUCCAAUGUCGAGUUCAGAAAGGUUAAGGAGUGACAGAUCGGAUUUCCAGCCCCUUCCAGUGUGCGGCCUUCCUCAAAAGGGAGAGAGUUUUGUGGCUGAAAAGAUUGGACAGGCUUCUAUUUCUCAUCUAAGGUCUCAAAUUGAUCUUGAUUCCAGAUAUUAUCCUUUUUCUCUCAGUAGGGGUGACAGGUACCCAUUCUCAAUGCUCGCAAGGUCUCCACCUGAUCCAGAUACAUCAUCAAGAGAGUGUCAUUUUCAGCCUGAGCAGCUGGCGAAAUAUGAUAAGUUUAUUGAAAGUAAGAGAAAGGUCCUCGAGGAUGAUUUUGUGGGAUCAACUUCAAAAAUUGUGCCACAUGGAUGUAACCACAGAGCUCCGAUGCAGUCACAGGAGAAAAUUAAUAAAAUAAACUCCAUUUUAGUAUCUGAAGAUGAAGCCACAAAUACUAACUACCCUAGCAAUUCUAUGAUUUUGGUUCAUGAGAAGACAAUCAAUAUGGCUAGAAGAUCUACAAACUCAUUAUCGAGGCAUAAUGAUGUGGCUUUACCACAUGAUAUCUCAAAAAGCAUUCAGCAACCUCAUUUUCUUGGUAAGCAGAGGCAAAGGAUACCAGAUUGUUCAGGUAAUGGAUUGUUUCCUAGCCGGAGCAUAUCUUCUGGGCUGCAUGGCGCCAAAAAAUUAUAUCUUGGACGUUCUUCACUACCAAGCUUGCCAUGUGAUCUGUAUAACAUGGAGGAUUUGAGAAUUUGCUCCACUGUCAACUCCAUGGAAGAUUCAGCUAGAGGUCAAACCAAGUUUUCUCAAACAACUCAUCAUUUUAUGUUUGCAAAAAAAACCAAUUUUGAUCUCUGUGAAGGAGGUCCAAUGUUGAAAGAGUCGUCACUGCCAACCAAGUUGAAAGGAAGCACUUUUACUGAGCUCUUCAGCUUAUGUCCAGAUAAUGAAUUCCCAGUUCAGCCUGGAGUGAAGCUACAACUUCUAGGAAGUUCCGCAAGUAGUGAGGGAGAGAAAGAUGCCAAAGAUUUCAACACUUCAGCAGCAAAUUUAAAUAAUGAAUCAUCAGCUGACACUGAUACCAUGGACAUGGAUAUUUUCCGGGAGAAUCGUGUUUCUGGUAUGGCUUCUUCGCCACCAAAUAAGUGCAUUGAAUUGGACCCACAGUCACCAACGUCUCAACCUGUAUUCCCUUCAACUGAAGAAGAAACUAGAAACAACCGGGUAAAAACAAACUUACCUGAUAUAAAUCAAGAGCUUCCUGAUCUCGCAGCUUAUGGAGAUGACAAAGAGACAAGUACAUCAAAAACCCAGAGUUUGGAUGUUGAACACCUCCUUUCCCAUGCUGUGCAGCCAAAAAGAUUAAAAUCCUCUGCACGCUCAGAUAGUUAUCUGGAACAAGAGCCAAGCAGCAUAUGGGUUAAGCGCCUAAAGUUGAGUCCUACUUCUGCCUGUGGUACUAAGAGCUCAGAAAUGGCAGAAGCCUCUUCCCAUGAAAAGGUUAAUAAGUUCUUCAGCAAAAUUAUGAACCGCAGCAUAAACAAUUCAGAACCCCCUAUGGGUACAUGUGAAGGUAAAGAACAGACGAUCCGCAAUCAAACUGCUUUCUUAUUAAGAAACAGUGAAUCCUCACCUAUUGAAUCAAAGAGGGAAAAUCAAGAUAUAAAAAUUUCACAUCCUUGGAUCCAAAGGUGGCGCCGUAAUGUUGCUGUGGCUCCCCCAAAGAAGUCUAAAGCAGUGGAGUUCUUUGAACCACAAUGUUUGAAGGUAAUGUCGAAUGAAGUUCAACAGAAGCAUUUUCCAAGCCUUGCUGCUAUGGCAUUAAUGGGAAAGGCCAUGACUGGGUUCAGACCUUGCGAAUUUACUAAAAAGGGGGGUUUAGUAGUUUGGAAUUGCAAGUGAACAAGUCAGGUUUUAGAAUGGAAAGUGAGCUAAAUGGUCAAAAUGGGAUCAUGACGGUUCUAGCUGGCCAGCAUUGUUUUUUUCGAGGACAAACAAUGCUUUUUGGUCAUUCAUCAAAAUUAAUCAGUGAGCAGAAUGUGAGCUCUAUAAACCCUGAGUGUUGCAUAGGUAUGCAUCUGGCCUGCAUAUUGGUAUACUCUCAAAAGUUCAGCUAAAUACGCAAUAGUUUGUACUCUCUCUCUCUCUCUACCUGAGCUGAAGACACAAACCUUUGUAUACUCUCUCUAUCAUGUCUUAGGCAUAAUGAGAAAGUGAGAAAGCGAACUUACUGUGCUAACACCAUACAUUAUGCCUGCAAUACUGGAGCUGCUGGAGAAUGUUCCAAUUUGACAGGAACUAUGCAUGUGGUUAUGGCCCUUAAGAGGAGAGUGCUCUGGAGCUGAAGAAGUUAUUUAAUGAACUGAAAAUGUCAAGGACAAAUACAGAAGGGUGAAAAAGAAUCAUGCUGAGAAUCGUUAGCCUUUCUUUACUUACGAUCUUUAAGGUGGUCUCGAUGUAUGCAUUUUUGUUAUAUGAUGUGCAUGAUCUUGAUGUAUACAUUUUUGUUAUAUGAUGUGCAAGUGUGGCUAAUUUUCAAUUGCCUAUUGUAUUAUAAACUUCGUCACCCGAAGUAAAAAUUUUUGGUUGCAUAUAUUUUCCUAGUGUGGUUUGAUUA
Ziziphus jujuba (common jujube) is the source of this 3216-nucleotide messenger RNA. RefSeq lists its product as uncharacterized. The record is from RefSeq and is a predicted model, not a curated record. The transcript is spliced from 4 exons. NCBI's taxonomy places the organism in Eukaryota, Viridiplantae, Streptophyta, Magnoliopsida, Rosales, Rhamnaceae. Bases 321 to 2501 code for a protein of 726 amino acids. Gene Ontology annotation, biological process: regulation of photomorphogenesis.